AGGAAGCGGAAACAAAAAGAGGUUUCACAAAAACACAAACACAUCCCGGACUAUAGAAGAAUUCAGGGAACAACCGUCAGCAAUAAGACUGCAGUUCAAGUAAGGAGCGAGCUGGACGUGAGCUGAGGAGCAGACCUCCACCAUGGCGCUGAAGAGAAUACAGAAGGAGCUGCAAGACCUGCAGAGAGACCCCCCAGCACAGUGCUCCGCUGGACCAGUGGGAGACGACUUGUUUCAUUGGCAGGCCACCAUAAUGGGUCCGGGGGACAGUCCUUACCAAGGAGGAGUCUUCUUCCUCACAAUCCACUUCCCCACCGACUACCCAUUCAAGCCACCGAAGGUAGCAUUUACAACUAAGAUUUACCAUCCAAAUAUCAACAGCAAUGGGAGUAUCUGUCUGGACAUCCUCCGGUCUCAGUGGUCUCCAGCUCUCACGGUGUCCAAAGUUUUAUUGUCCAUAUGUUCGUUGCUUUGUGACCCAAACCCAGAUGACCCCUUAGUUCCAGACAUAGCGCACAUGUACAAGAACGACAAAGAGAAAUACAACAAACAAGCAAAAGAAUGGACCCAAAAAUAUGCCAUGUAAAGAAAAGAAAAAAAAGAAACAACAUGCUGAGAAUCUUUCUUUUUCUUUCUUUUUUUGUUUUUAAGUCCCAGCACGCUGUAAAUUAUAGUCAGCAAUCAUUGAGUAACCGUGGUAACUCCAAUCAGACUGAACGGUCAUCAACAUAAUUAAUAAUCUGAGAACAUGACAUUUACACUCUUUGUUUUUUUGUAAGGAAGCCGAUAUGAGAACGACUGAGGGUCAUUUCAACGUUUGGCAUUGUGUGGGUUUUUUGCAUCAAAGACAUUUUAUUUCUCACAAGUUUAUUUCAAGUUGCUUUCCAGAAAUUUUGAAGUACACCUCGUGGAUUGUGGGACAUGACUAUGCCGCUCAGCGACCAGCCUUUUGGUCCGAGGAGCUGAGUGCAGCGGGGCGGUGUACGAUUCAGACGCCCUGCGCCGCCCGCCGGCAGCCAGCCGGGGGCACACCGCACCGUGGAGUUGUGGGUUGAUGCCAAAUAUUAAAGCCCCUCAUUUUGGUGAAGGAGAGUUCUUUUUGUUUUGUUUUUGCAUCUUGUAGCAGAUGAAGUGAAAUGAAACUGUUACCCUGGAAAUUGGAGCAACGACAAGUAACGUAUUACCGUCUUCUUCUCCCUGUUGUUAUGAAUUGUAUAGUAUUAAAAUGCUCUGGGACUCUUCAUUUAAAUUAGUUAUCGCAAUGUAAAUCUGUCAUUAAGAUGUGCUCUUCCCCCUGAGAGUGAUGGCUUUACACGGGCACAGAGAUCAUAUUUUGUACCCAGUCAGGCCGGAGCCUGAGGGGUGAAAUGUGUCCUUCUGUUGGACCUCCAUCUGUAUAUCUAUCUUUGUUAUUGAAAUGGGAAAAAUACAAUGUUCUGCUCUGUAUAUACAGAAGCCUGUGUGGCACCUUUUGUACUGAAUUAAAGAAUGGUACCGUU
Pseudoliparis swirei is the source of this 1499-nucleotide messenger RNA. It is a transcript of the gene ube2d1b, whose product is annotated as ubiquitin-conjugating enzyme E2D 1b. The record is from RefSeq and is a predicted model, not a curated record. Bases 143 to 586 code for a protein of 147 amino acids. Gene Ontology annotation, molecular function: ubiquitin conjugating enzyme activity. Lineage: Eukaryota; Metazoa; Chordata; Actinopteri; Perciformes; Liparidae. Gene Ontology annotation, biological process: protein polyubiquitination; ubiquitin-dependent protein catabolic process. Gene Ontology annotation, cellular component: nucleus. The transcript is spliced from 7 exons.